AUGUUGAUACCGUACAACUUGCCUCCUUGGAUGUGCAUGAAACAACCAUAUUUUAUGUUAUCAUUGAUUAUCUCAGGCCCAAGUUCACCUGGAAUGAAAAUAGAUGUCUAUCUACAAUCUCUUAUAUCAGAAUUAAAGGAAUUAUGGGAGGUCGGAGUGUCAACUUUUGAUGUAUCAGUGAAAAAGAAGUUCACGAUGCGUGCAGCCUUGAUGUGGACAAUAAACGAUUUUCCAGCUUAUGCAGAUUUAUCUGGUUGGAGUACAAAAGGCAAAAAGGCGUGUCCUUGUUGUAUGGACUCUACACAGUCUACCUGGUUAACUUAUGGCAAUAAACAAUGUUAUAUGGGGCAUAGGCGAUGGUUGCCUUUGGAUCAUAGUUGGAGAAGAAAUAAGAGAGCAUUUGAUGGUACACAAGAAAUGGGUACUCCGCCUCUUGUGCCAAGCGGUGAUGAGAUCAUGAGACAAUUAGAGGUAUUUGGACAUGUUGUUGGCCAUGUUGCGGAGAAACGACAAAGGAGUACUGUUGCCGAUGAUGACGGGAUAAUAUGGAAGAAGCGUAGUAUUUUCUUUACAUUGCCCUAUUGGAAAGAUAAUAUUUUACGCCACAACAUUGAUGUGAUGCACUUAGAAAAAAACGUGCUCAAUAAUAUUAUAUGUACACUGUUGGACAUAAAAGGAAAAACAAAAGACAACCAUGAAGCACGUAAGGACCUACAAAAAAUGUGUUUGAGACCAACACUAAAUCCAUUUACUAACGAUAACGGUAAGACAUAUCUGCCUGCAGCUUGCUUCACAAUGUCAAAUGAUGAGAAAUAUCAGUUCUUGAAGGUCAUAAAGGAUGUACGAGUGCCUGAUGGGUAUGCUUCAAAUGUGUCACGGUGUGUAAAACUUAAAGAACGUACCAUUGGAGGUUUGAAGAGUCAUGACAGCCACAUACUCAUGCAACAACUCCUUCCAAUUGCACUUCGCGGAUCAUUACCAAAGAAGGUCGUUGAACCUUUGAUAGAUUUGUCUUGCUUCUUUAGGGAGAUUUGUUCCAAAACACUACGAUUAGAAGAUCUGAACCGUCUUGAGGAUAGAAUCCCCAUAAUAUUGUGCAAUUUGGAAAAGAUUUUCCCUCCCGGUUUUUUUACAGUGAUGGUGCACCUAGUCAUACAUUUAGUUCGUGAAUGUAAGCUUGGAGGUCCUGUUCACCAUCGGUGGAUGUAUCCUGUUGAGAGGUCCCUUGGUCGAUACAAAUUUACCGUUCGCAACAGAGCUGCACCGGAAGGCUCUAUUGCGGAAGUUGAUAGUAACUUUUACAUGUGGAUUAAACGUAGGAUGCACUUGGAGAAGCUAAGGGAAACACAAAAUAGGGAACGAAAUUCAGAUACUGAAUUGCUUAAGAAGCAUAGAGACCAAUUUUGUGAUUGGUACCGGGUCUAUGUUCAACAAUUGGAUGAGAUUCACAUAAAUGUGUUGGGUGAUAAGCUUGUAUGGCAUGCCAAAGGGCCGAUGCGGUCCGCUAUAGAAUAUAGCCGUUAUGUUAGUAAUGGCAUGCUGUUUCGUAUUUUGUCCCACGAUAAUGGAAAGACAUCUCAAAAUUGUGGAGUAUGUGUGCCAACUGUUGAUGGCCCAACCUACUACGGCAAGUUAACUCGCAUAAUCGAGGUGCAAUAUUACGACGAGUCUCGAUAUGUGCUAUUCAAGUGUGAUUGGGCUGACAUAGAGAAAAAUAAGGGAUAUAAGGAGGACGAAUAUGGGAUCCCCCUUGUGAGUUUCAAAAGACUAAUCCAUAUGGGGGAUCGUAUUACUGAUGACCCAUACCUAUUAUCUUCUCAAGUAUCACAAGUAUACUAUGUUGAGGAUGAGAGGCACCCGGACUGGACUGUCGUAGUUAGGACAAAACCAAGACACGUGUACGACAUUGGCCAAGGGGGGGAAGAAAACGAUGAUGAUGAUAAUGGCAACUAUCGUGAGAACGAGCCAUAUAACCGAAACAUUAAUGCGGACCCAAAUGAUGCUGACAAUGAUAAUGUUGAGUGUGCACGUGACAAUGUUCCUGCCAUCGAAGUUUCGGUGUUGGGAGCAUAA
This is a messenger RNA of Alnus glutinosa, 2073 nucleotides long. RefSeq lists its product as uncharacterized. The record is from RefSeq and is a predicted model, not a curated record. Bases 1 to 2073 code for a protein of 690 amino acids. NCBI's taxonomy places the organism in Eukaryota, Viridiplantae, Streptophyta, Magnoliopsida, Fagales, Betulaceae. The transcript has 4 exons.